Molecule: messenger RNA, 1863 nt
Organism: Trichoderma reesei QM6a
Lineage: Eukaryota; Fungi; Ascomycota; Sordariomycetes; Hypocreales; Hypocreaceae
Exons: 4
Coding region: 1-1863 (620 amino acids)
Source: RefSeq, a predicted model, not a curated record
AUGCAGACGUCCGUUGUCACCAUCGGCUCCCACGCUGCCACCGGCACCAGCACCACUACGACGACGACGACCACCUCUCGCCGGGACUCGAGACAGGGUAGCUGGAAAUGUGGAAAUUGCCCCAAGAACUUUGCUCAGACCCUCGCCGCUGACAACCAGAAACGGCAGCAGGACCAGCAAGCGGCGCAAAAGAAUGCCAAUCGCCGACUAAGCCAGCAGCGGGAACAACAACAGGUGCAAUCGUCAGACCAGAGCCCCGCGCAGUUCCUGUAUCUAAGCGGCGAGCCUCACCCAAGCCUUGAGGACAACAUCGCCACGAGGGACAUCCGCUCGACGGGGACGUCUCCCGAAUUGGAUCCUAUGAGGGUCGCCAACGGUUCGGCCCACGGCGGCACAACAGGCAACGUAAUGCCUCUCUCGACGCCUUCACCCCAGGGCCACCACCCGUCCGCUCCCGCCUCCAACAUUGGCAUCGGCAGCUGGCAUGUCGAGUCACCACCAAUCACCAGAUCGGAUAGCAUUUCUGAUCAGCUCUCAGGCGGGCCGCUGCGCGAUGCGGGGAUGAGCCUAGACUGGUUCAGGCAGAACAUCUACCCCUUCAGUGCCGCCGGCAGCGAGAGCGGCGAAUCCGUGUCCCCCUGGCAGCGCGGCAGACUGUCGCCGUCGAGGGGCAACCCGUUUAUGCCAUCUGAUGGCGCACUAUCGGCUGAGCUGGACUACGUCAACGACAGUGCCAUGACUGGCAUCUCCAACGAUGACUUGAACUUUGAUCUCCUUGGCUCCCUGGGCAUACUCACCCAGAACCACGUCUCUACACCCACCGCACAGCAAUCCCCUCUAUCAGCCCUGCUGCGCCCCCCAACCGCAGCCCCUACAUCCGGCCCGGGCAUGCCGCCACCAGUGCGCAGCAUGGCCUCCCAUAGCCACAGCCCCUCGAGCACGGACGAGGAGUUGAGUGCAAAGGAAUCUCUGCACGACGCUGUCAAAAUGGCAACUGGCGGAGGCUCUUCGCUUAGUGGCAAGUUUGAAGACCACGGCUGGCAGCGCUGCCCGUUCCACAAGCUGAAAACCGCCGAUGAGCUUGUUCGCACCAUCUGCAACUACCCGAGAAUCAUGGUCCGGCCCGGCGAGUAUCCGCCCUUUGUCCACCACAAGGUAUAUCGGUGUGCUACGGGAGAGGUUUCGGAGCCGCUUGCUAGGGCAUUCUGCUGUGUUGGUGCCUUUUAUGCCUCUGUUCCGACAAGCGAGACCUUUGUAUACUCCAUGAUUAACGAGGAGAGCAGGAAGCUCAUUGACUUGUUUCACAAAUGGUCAGGCUCGGACAGCGAUAUGCUCGCCGUUAUCCACGCCAUGUGCAUCUACCAGAUUCUCGGCUUCUUUGCGAGCAGCAGCCCAGCCCAAGCGCAGCUGUCCGAGAUGCUCCACUUGUAUUUUCUCAAGCACCUCCUCCCGCUCUCCUCUGACGAGGUCACGGACGAGGUGAGCUGGCGUCGAUGGAUCAUGAAGGAGACGAUUCGACGAACCGUCCUCCUCGUCAACACCAUCAAUACCCUCUCGUGCAGGAUUCAGAAGCAGAAUCCGUACUACUUUGAGCCCCUGGACGAUAACCUUGUCCGAAACACAACACUUCCAGCCCCGGAAUCUCUAUGGAAAGCCUCCUCGGCCGAGGAAUGGAUAGCUGCCAAGGCGCAGCUGGGACCCGAGGAAGCCGCGCGCAGUUGCCUGACGGUUCAGCAGGUGGUCGACCAGUUCAUGUCGGAAAACGACCCCAACGACCACCAGAACCACGACAUUUGCCGCGUCAAGUAUGAGCAAUUUGAUGCCUUUACGAGGCUUAUUCUUGCCACAGCAAGCAACAGCUAA